Messenger RNA from Choloepus didactylus (southern two-toed sloth), 2191 nucleotides. RefSeq names its product olfactory receptor 2T1. Gene Ontology annotation, cellular component: membrane. NCBI's taxonomy places the organism in Eukaryota, Metazoa, Chordata, Mammalia, Pilosa, Megalonychidae. Gene Ontology annotation, biological process: G protein-coupled receptor signaling pathway. Bases 1140 to 2096 code for a protein of 318 amino acids. The transcript has 3 exons. Gene Ontology annotation, molecular function: olfactory receptor activity; G protein-coupled receptor activity. The record is from RefSeq and is a predicted model, not a curated record.
UUUUAUUUGUUUUAUUUAUUUUAUUUUUUCUGGACAUUAUCUGGAGCAUUGCAAAUCUCAGGUGGUAAGGGGGUUACUGAGUGGAAGUCUGAAGAAAUUUGCUUUCUAUAAAAUUCCUAUUUAUGUCUUUGUGUGUGAUUUUAGCAGACCAUUUUGCAUCUCAUUUUUUUUGAAUGUUGUUUAAUUUUUUUCAGCAAACCUUAUCCUUGCAGAUUAGACAGCAUAGGGACAAUGCUAUUUGAAAGGCAAAGAGGGGAAAAGAGAAAAACUUGUGCUUCAAUCUUAGUUUAUAGAGAACAGAGUUAGGGCUGUGAACAAGCCUUCCUUUUUCUCUAUUUGCUGCUGUCUACCUUGACAUAAUUGCCACUGUAUUCUUUUUUCUUCUUUUAGAGACAAGGACACUUAGGAAAGAAAAAUUGAAAAUGCUUGCCCUAAGUUGGCAUAAAGCAGGCUCAUUCAGGCCCUCUUAACUUUAAGUCCAGGCCCUUCACUUACUACCAGCCAUCCAUUAUUUUACAAAUAACUUUCCUUAAUUAUUUUAACGGAUAUGCAGACAACAGCAUUCUUCAAAUCUACUCUUUCUGUGGUUUUUCAGUGCCCACCACACCAAGGCAUAGAAUAAAUACCCAUUGAAAACAAUGGGUCACUCUAGUUGUGGUGUUUAACUUGGUUUGAGCUCUCUAAAGGGAAACUGGCAAUAUUUAUUGCAGGAGGGCCAUGUGAUUUACAAAGGAAAAUGUGUUUCUGUGUCACUUCUCCAGAGCAAGGGCCCAAACACUUCAUGGAGAUUUUGUGAAAUUUUCUAGGUAUAUUAACAUUUUAUUAUCUCCUAAUUUUAUGACUUUUAUUUCAGAUUGAUUAUGUUCUGAAUGAUUGGAGUUGGUUGAAAUACUUAAUUUAGGAUAACAGGCCAAACACAGCAAUGCUCCUCAGACAAAGAUGUUAAGCUCCUCUGCAAGCUUAAAUGUGAUAAACAUUUUUCUGAAAAUAUAUAUGAAAGACCAUUUCCUUCAUGUGAAAGGAUAUUCAGGGGGAAAUACAGAAUCUAUCUGAUGAAAUAGCUUCACCAUGAGUGCCUGAGUAUAACGGAAGAUAAAGAGAUUCUAGUUCUAGAAGUAUACAACACACUUGUGGGAUUGAUGGAAGGAUACAACACAUCCUCUACGGACUUCACCUUCAUGGGGCUCUUCAACAGAAAGGAUAUCUCAGGCCUUCUUUUUACCAUCAUCUCUGUCAUCUUCUUCAUUGCCCUGAUGGCCAAUGGGGUCAUGAUCUUCCUGAUCCGCAGGGACUCAUGCCUCCAAACCCCCAUGUAUUUCCUCCUCAGCCACCUCUCCUUCAUAGACAUGAUGUACAUCUCCACCAUCGUGCCCAAGAUGUUGGUUGAUUACCUGCUGGGUUGGAGAACCAUCUCCUUUGUGGGGUGCACAGCUCAGCACUUCCUGUACCUCACCCUCGUGGGAGCUGAAUUCUUCCUUCUGGGCCUGAUGGCCUAUGAUCGCUAUGUGGCCAUCUGCAACCCUCUGAGAUACCCUGUCCUCAUGAGCCGGCGGAUCUGUUGGAUGAUCAUAGCAGGUUCCUGGUUUGGGGGCACAUUGGAUGGCUUCCUGCUAACCCCCAUCACCAUGAGCUUUCCUUUCUGCAAUUCCAGGGAGAUUAACCAUUUCUUCUGUGAGGCGCCUGCUGUCCUGAAGUUGGCGUGUGCAGACACAGCCAUCUACGAGACUGUAAUGUAUGUGUGCUGUGUUUUGAUGCUGCUGAUUCCAUUCUCUGUGGUGAUUGCCUCUUAUGCCAGAAUCCUGACCACAGUCCACCGCAUGAGCUCAGCGGAGGGGAGAAAGAAGGCGUUUGCCACCUGCUCUUCUCACAUGACUGUGGUGACAUUAUUCUACGGGGCUGCCAUGUACACGUACAUGGUGCCGCACUCCUACCAUAAGCCAGCCCAGGACAAAGUCUUCUCUGUAUUCUACACCAUCCUCACACCCAUGCUGAACCCCCUCAUCUACAGCCUGAGGAACAGGGAUGUGACUGGAGCUCUGAAGAGGGCCCUGGGGAGGUUCAAGUCUUCUCAAAGAGUGUCAGCAGAUAUCUUUUGACAGUUGGCUCUUUCCUAUGUGGGUGGUGAAAAAAGACUAUGUCCCCAGUGCAGCCAUACUCUCACUGAAAAUUUAAAUGGACGUGGGAUCCAACU